This is a messenger RNA of Syngnathoides biaculeatus (alligator pipefish), 5999 nucleotides long. RefSeq names its product cytohesin-3. Lineage: Eukaryota; Metazoa; Chordata; Actinopteri; Syngnathiformes; Syngnathidae. Bases 3232 to 4416 code for a protein of 394 amino acids. Gene Ontology annotation, biological process: regulation of ARF protein signal transduction. Gene Ontology annotation, molecular function: guanyl-nucleotide exchange factor activity. The record is from RefSeq and is a predicted model, not a curated record. The transcript has 13 exons.
UGCAGCGUUGCGGUUCUGCCAAUCACAGUCAGACCGACCCCUGCAACGACGCAAAGCGCUGGGAAGAGUGCGGACCCGGACCCGGACCCGAGGAGGAAAUCCUGUCACUCUCCGCUUCCCGUUCCGAAGUGGGCAUCCGCCGAGGUGGCUUGGGACCCCCUCGCCCUUCGCUCGCGUCCGCUGCCCGUUCCGGGUCGGGAAAGGCCAAAUCAAUUCAGAAUUGGGCUCGUGCUUUGGUUCAGGGGAGUCCAAACUACGGCCUCGGACCCAUCCGUGGGGCCGCUUUACGCUCCGUGUUGAGAAAAAAAAACCCCAAAACAAUAGAUGGGGGUAGCAAAAUUCACAACAAAGUGUGAAAGGACACAUGACUUGUGUGUAUUGUCGCUUCUAGUUGAAGCUUCAAAUCAAAAGAAAUGACAGGAUGUGUCUUAAGAAAGUCCCAAAUGCCAACGCCGAAUAGGGAACGCCAUAGAUGGGCGACCAAAAUGAGCAGUGAUAUCACUGCACUUUGAAACUUUAAACACGUUAUAUUUGAACAGCAGUGGUGCAGCAAUGCACGUAGACAGCACACAACAAUGUUCACAAGCAUAUUUGCUCACGUCAUGAAAAGUAACAAUUUUCAGGAAAAGAAUCAAACGAAAAACAAAAACAACAAAUAAUGUUUGUCGCUCUAUUAACGUUGCAUUGCCAUUUUCAAUACUUUGGUGAGUUAUUUGUAAGAAUAGCAGACUCGAGUGGGGACUGACAAAAACACCUCCACAAACACACUUCAUGGCACCACUCAGUGGCUUUGUUGUGCGGUGCUGAACGUUUGGGUCGUGACCAAAAGUGAGCGGCCGCAAAUUUGCAGUGUGCUUUUUCAAGAACUUAUCCGUCCAUUAUGUGAGCCGCUCGUCCUCACAGGGGUCUGGAGAGCGCCUCCCCCGUCCGCUUUCGGGCAGACGGUCGCCAGUCGAUCGCAGGGCAACAGGGAGACAAACGAGCAGUCGCACCAACGAUCGCGCCUACCGUUUUGGGGAUGUGGGAGGAAAGCGGCGCACCCAACGGCAGAACAUGCAAACUCCACAGAGGCGGGGCGGGGCGGGGAUUCGAACCCCGGUCCUCAGAACCAGUUGCUCAGUGUGCCGCCUCAUCCGCCAUCAUUCGCUGAGGAUUUCCCACAGCUGCGCUUUUCGGACUCGAGCAAAAACGCGUCUAGGAUGAAAAAUGUGGAAUUCACCUUUACCAUCCAGUCUUGUGGCAUCUCGGGGCCGAGAAACUACGUUGAAGUGAGCGGGGGAGCUUCAUUUCGUCAGACCGUAGCCUCGUCUGAGACAAAAAAAGCGAUUUUCCGUCAAAGCACGUCACGCCGCGACGUCGUAGCUGUCGCACGUCGUCCGGUCUGGCCGACUCCGACCGCCGCGCGCUCAAAGUCUCGAGUCGAAAGCCGAGCGCCGGUCCGAACUCCCCAGCGCUGCUUUCACCGCGCCUGCUUCUGUCCUUUUCACGGCCACGGCUUUCGUGACCGGAGCGAGUCUGGCCAAAAACCGAUUCUUUUCCACCGCCCUGAGAUCUUGACUCACUCCCGAGCCGGAAAGGCGGAUCUUUUAUUUCCAGGGCGGCGCCGGUGACCACGCCUGCCUCGCAGUUCUGAGGUUCAGGGUUGGAACCCUCCCUUGCUGAGCCCCAUCCGGAAUCGCCAGGUCGAGCUCGCCGGCAGCACAACAAGCUGACGUCACGUCGUUUGGAGAAAUUCUUGAACGCGGCCCGUUCAGCUGUUCGGGCUUGACCAAUACGAAAAUGCACAGGAAACGGACCCCCGCAUGAGCAGGAAGGCAAUAAUGGAAAGCAGGCCCGUUUGUGUGCGUGUUCCAUUGCCAGAUUUCCUCACCUGACGAGAUUCUGCUCCACGGGUGGCGCCGAGGCCCCCGACCCAAACCCUGGACCGGCGGUCAGCUCGUCUGCCUCGCGGUUCGAAACUCUUAAGAGCUAUUUUUGCCUUUAGUUGUACCAGGGGCGGCACGGUGGAUGCGCCGGUCAGUUCUGAGGUCCUGGGUUCGAUCCCGGACCCACCUGUGUGGAGUUUGCAUGUUCUCCCGGUGCCUGCGUGGCUUUUCUCCAGGUGAGCACUCCGGUUUCCUCCCACAUCCCCAAAACAUGCAACUUUAAUCGGACACUCGAAAUUGCGAGUGCCGCUGUUUGUCUCUAUACGCCCUGCGAUUGGCUGGCGACCAGUUCAAAGUGGACCCCGCCUCCUGCCCCGUGACAGCUGGGAUAGGCUCCAGCACUCCCCGCGAGCCUUGUGAGGAUAAGCGGCAAAGCAAAUGGAUGGAUGGAUAGUUGUACCACACAAUAGAUAGCAAACCCCCCUUCAUUUAGUCCAAGAUCCAAAAGUUCCAUAUUUUCAUAAUUCUAACCAAUCCAGCAGCAAAUUGUUGGGCUCAUAUUUGCGGCAACUUUCCAAAAGAUAACAAUCCUUUGAAUUUUAAUAUUUCACCAUUUCUCAAGAAGAUGCAGCGCUGUGCAUGUCUAGCAAUGCCAAAAAGAAAAUGAUUUGAUCAUCAUGAAUUAUUAUUCAUUCCUCGGGAAAGUUUCCAAUGUGUAAUAUUUCCAAAUGUGAAUUUCCCGGUGAAAUUCACUCGCGGGUGGGUUUCCCUUCUCGUCGUCCACUUGUUGAGAAGCGGGCGCCCCUCGCAGUCCCUGAACGCAGCACUCCCCAAAAACAUCCCCUUCUAUCAGAGACCUCGCGAGACUUCACAAGAGGCGCAGAAGUCUCGUCCGUUUCAGUUUGGUCAGCAGGAAUGCCAAAAUGUCGCAUUUAAAGCGCGGAAAUUCGGGAGUUUCUUGGCAAUCGUGUGUCACGUGGGAUUCCAUCGACGAGGAGCGCUCGCGGUUCGUGUGCUUGAGGCGGAUCUCCUCAGAAAAACAAUUUCCGGUUUGGCCUUUCACAACAAAAACCCAAAAGGUAUUCGCUUAGCCGAGGUCGCCUCUUCAUCUUACAUCCUCACGCUUCCGGUUUGGACGCCUCGGUUGCCGGUUACCGUUGGAGAAGAAGAGGAGGCGGCACACUCUGCGACCGGACCGAGCGACGGGGAGGUGGGGGGGGUGUCGGUGUCGGUGUCGGUCGGAGCCCACAUGGCGAGCGCAGACCCCCAAACCAGACGCGAGCUGCCGCGCGCCGACUGCGGGAAUUAGGACGCGCAAUUCCAGCCGCUCAACUUUUUGUCUGCGGGGGAUUUGCAGUCGGCGAGCAUGGACGACGAGAACCAAGCACCUGACGACCUGUCGCCGGAGGAACGAGAUGAGCUGUGCAACAUCCGCCGCCGGAAAAAGGAGCUCCUGGAUGAUAUUGAACGGCUGAAGUUCGAGAUAGCGGAAGUCAUGACGGAAAUCGAGCAGUUAACAUGCGUCGGGGAGAGCAAAACCACACAAAGAAACAAACAGAUCGCCAUGGGGAGGAAGAAGUUCAACAUGGACCCCAAAAAGGGGAUCCAGUUCCUUCUGGAAAACGAUCUGCUGCAGAACACACCGGAAGACAUCGCGCAGUUCCUGUGCAAAGGCGAGGGCCUGAACAAGACCGUCAUCGGGGACUACUUGGGCGAGCGGGACGACUUCAACAUCAAAGUGCUGCAGGCCUUUGUGGAGCUGCACGAGUUCGCCGACCUCAACCUGGUACAAGCCUUAAGGCAGUUCCUGUGGAGCUUCCGACUUCCCGGCGAAGCUCAGAAGAUCGAUCGCAUGAUGGAGGCCUUCGCCUCCAGGUACUGCCAGUGCAACGCCGGCGUCUUCCAGUCCACAGACACCUGCUACGUGCUCUCCUUCGCCAUCAUCAUGCUGAACACCAGCCUGCACAACCCCAACGUCCGAGACAAGCCGCCGGCGGAGCGCUUCAUCUCCAUGAACCGGGGCAUCAACGAGGGCGGCGACCUCCCGGAGGAGCUGCUCAGGAAUCUGUACGACAGCAUCAAGAGCGAGCCCUUCAAGAUCCCGGAGGACGACGGGAACGACCUGACGCACACGUUCUUCAACCCGGACCGCGAGGGCUGGCUGCUCAAAUUGGGCGGCCGAGUGAAAACCUGGAAGCGGCGCUGGUUCAUCCUGACGGACAACUGCCUCUACUACUUUGAGUACACAACGGACAAGGAGCCUCGCGGGAUCAUUCCCCUGGAGAACCUCAGUAUCAGGGAGGUGGACGAGCCCAGGAAGCCGAACUGCUUCGAGCUGUACAACCCCAACCACAAAGGUCAGCUGAUCAAGGCCUGCAAGACGGAGGCGGACGGCCGCGUGGUGGAGGGCAACCACGUCGUCUACCGCAUUUCGGCGCCCACGCCCGAGGAGAAGGGCGAGUGGAUCAAAUCCAUCAAGGCCAGCAUCAGCAGAGACCCCUUCUACGACAUGCUCGCCACCAGGAAGAGACGCAUCGCCAACAAGAAGUGAGGACGAGGCGGGCGGAUCCGCUUCAGCAAAAACUGCAAGGUGUUUUUUUUUUUUUUUUGGGAUGGGGGGGCCGAGUGGGCCUGCGCCCCUGGGUGGGGGGGCGCGCACACACACACCCGCCUCGUCCUCCCUCGCCUCAUCCUGCGCACCGUCCUCGCGUGGGCCGUCGUCCACACCGGCGUCCGGCGUUGAUCUCAACGAGCCGGAAAAAUGGAAAAACAUAAACGACAGCCGUCAGUCAGCUUGGCUGAUAUGAUUCGAUAGCGGAAGGGUGGGGGCUGCGGCCCCCGCAAAGAGCCACAACUGAAAAGGACAAAAAAAGUGAGAUGCUAAGCGUCAUUUUCACUUGGGGGUGGGGGGGGGGGGCGAGGAAAAAGCAUCUGACAUCAAAGGAAUUUUUUUUUUUUUUUUGAUGAGUAUUUUACUAAGAUAUAAUCAAAGCAAUGAAUCUAGCAAAAUAUGCUCAUUAUAAAGUCAUUAUUUUAUGUUGCUAAAGUUCCAAUAUUAUAAGAAAAGAGUUUAAAUUUGUAUUUUUAACAAGGGUACAUUUCAUUUUACCAGAAAAAAAGUUGCAAUUUUUAAUGAGGGGGGGGGGGACUUUAUUUUGAGUAAGUAAGUGAGGAGGAAAAAAAGGUCAUAUAACGAGAAUUUUUUUGAGAACGUCAUUGUUAUAUUGAGUUAAGAUAUGUCGUUUGAAUCCAUAUCGUAAAAUUGAAGUUUUAAUAUUGGGAGGCUGAUGUGCUGAUAUUUAAUUUAUGAGAUGAAAAGCAGUAGUUUUUUGUAAUAUUGGGGGAAAAGUUGAGUACAAAAAUACAACACCCGCAAAAUUUAGCGGGAAUUUUUGGGGGUUAUUUUCAAGAAUAAAAAGACCAAACAUCAACUUGGGGAUGUGGUCAACUUCUAUUUACUAUGAGAUAGUUAUCAUUUUAGCACAUCAUUUUUGUACAUAAACCUUUUUAUUUGAUUGAGAUUUUUUUUUUUGUCUGAAAAAAAAAAAAAAAAAACUUUCUGUACACUUUUCAACUCCACUUUCUCCUAAAUUCGUCUUUCUUCUUUCUUGUCUUCUGCUCGUUUUCGUUUCUUCCCCUCCAAACGUUUCCGAAGUUUUUUGUUGGCUUAUUUAAUAUUCGACCCCCCCCCCCACGUCGUUGUCGUCGUCGUGACGCGUUUCGUUUUGUAAUUUUCCGAUCUUUGCUUGCUAUUUGUGUUCCUCCUAUCAAAUAUAACCCGAUUGAUCUUAUUUAUUUCAUCCCGUGAAACUGUUUGAUGCCACCUUUCCGUGUUCCACAAUGUAUGCUCAAGUUAUCUGUUUAUGUAUUGUAUAUCUUUUUUUGUGUUGUUGUUAUUUGCUUCACUUUGGGCUUGGUUGUCUUUACAAAACGCCUUAAAAACAUAAAUCAUACACAACAUAUAUUGGGUCCAAACUGUGACUUUUUUUUUUUUUUUCAAGCCAUGACUGACGUGAGUGGGACAUGCAUUUGUGAUAUUUAAGAAAAUGGUGCUUGAUGUGACACUAAUGAUGCUUUUUGUCAUGAUGAUGAUGAUGGUAACGUCUUGGACAAAAGUAAAAAGAAUAAAGUCAA